This is a messenger RNA of Heteronotia binoei (common prickly gecko), 936 nucleotides long. Its product is annotated as olfactory receptor 4N5-like. The coding region runs from base 1 to 936 and encodes 311 amino acids. Gene Ontology annotation, biological process: G protein-coupled receptor signaling pathway. Lineage: Eukaryota; Metazoa; Chordata; Lepidosauria; Squamata; Gekkonidae. Gene Ontology annotation, cellular component: membrane. Gene Ontology annotation, molecular function: olfactory receptor activity; G protein-coupled receptor activity. The record is from RefSeq and is a predicted model, not a curated record. The transcript has a single exon.
AUGGAACACAAGAAUUUCACUGUGGUAAACGAGUUCGUUCUCCGGGCAUUAGCAUGGAACUGGGAACUGCAGCUGUUCAUGUCUGCUCUCCUCCUAAUAUUAUAUGUCAUCAUCUUACCUGGGAAUAUCCUCAUCAUUGUAACAAUUAGGACUGAUGUCCACUUAGAGUCCCCCAUGUUUUUCUUCUUGGCCAAUUUGGCCAUCAUGGAUAUUUGCUACAGCGCUGUUACCCCUCCAAACAUGAUGGCCAACCUCUUCAAUGAACAAAAAACUAUCUCCUAUCAAGGCUGCAUGGCUCAGAUGUUUUUCAUCCAUUUCCUGGGCGGGGCUGAGUUUUUCCUACUCAUAGCUAUGGCUAUUGACCGGUAUGUGGCCAUCUGCCACCCUUUACACUAUGCAACCAUGGUGACCAGAGCCGUCUGCUGGGUGUUGGUAUUAUGUGCAUGGUGUGGAGGCUUCAUACACUCUAUGAUCCAGAUUGCUCUCAUCCUCCAACUUCCGUUCUGUGGUCCAAAUGAAUUGGAUAACUUCUUCUGUGAUGUUACCCAGAUUAUCAGGUUAGCCUGUAUCAACACCUACUCCUUGGAGUAUGCCAUGUUUAUUAACAGUGGCCUGGUCACCACCGCGUGCUUCAUUCUCCUCCUCAUCUCCUAUGGUGCCCUGCUUAUCAAGGUGAAGAUGGGCUCCAGCCAAGGGAAGAGCAAAGCUGCCUCCACUUGCGUCACCCACAUUAUCAUCGUCUUCAUCAUGUUCUGUCCUGCCAUUUACAUUUACUGUCAUCCUUUCUGGGACUUCCCCUUUGACAAGUUGGUGGGAUUCUUCCACACUGUGGUCUUUCCCUUGAUGAAUCCCAUGAUCUACACCUUGAGGAACAAGGAGGUCAAAGUUGCUAUGUUCAGAAUGCUCAGGAAAUAUAAACUUAGGAGGAACAAGUGA